Messenger RNA from Drosophila bipectinata, 794 nucleotides. RefSeq lists its product as uncharacterized. NCBI's taxonomy places the organism in Eukaryota, Metazoa, Arthropoda, Insecta, Diptera, Drosophilidae. The record is from RefSeq and is a predicted model, not a curated record.
CAUUGUGAUAAUAUUUUACUUGGCUUCCUGACGGCAGCUCAUUUGAGUUCUACAACCAGACCAGAGGACAAGGAGGCGGAGGUAGGUGGUGGGAAAGCCAGAAUUCAUUGAAAAGUGAAAGCGUUUGCCAAGAAUAAGUCCAGAGGAAUCCGGAGACCGAGACAUACAAACAUACAUAUGUACGCUGCCAUGUUGACAAGUGCGAGGGUGUGGGAAUUGAAAGUCCACAACCUCCGGUUGCCUCAAAUGUUGUCAUUGCUGCUUCUGGUGAUGCUAUCUGGCCAGGUGUUGCUCAGCAACGGCGCCACGGUCACCUGGGGACAUGUCAACAAAUAUGCCAGCCUGCUGCACACCGAUGAUGUUUACCUACCGCCAGGGACCCCGGGCCGAGAUCUCAUCUACGGCUCGCAGAAUGCCAGCGAUAACUACCGGAUUACGGGUAUACACGUCGAGGAUCUAACCGAAGGACCGGAUGAUGUGGCAACAGCCUCCAUCACUGGAGGCGGCAUUGGCCACAAGUUUGUAGUCGUGCAUUGCCAGGCUAGCCAGAAGAACAUCACAGCUCAGGGCAUAGCUCAUCUACAAGUGUCUUUUUAUGGCCUGGACCUUUAGAAUGGCCUUAAUAUGGACUAGGACUUACAACUGUGGCAUUACAUUGUAAAUACUAUUUACUUAUUGGUAAGAGAAUUUUAAAAACAUGGAAUCUGAGGAGCUAGUAGCAAUAGAGUAGAAAUAGGCCUAUUUUGUAAGGUAUUUAUAUUUUGAACAAUUUAUCAUUUGUUAGAAACUGUGAA